AUGGCUCAGAAACUUGCCAUCCUCUGCUGCUCCCUCUUGAGUGUGGCUGUUGCCAGUUAUAUCCCUUACGGUGGAUAUGACCACGGACACGGAGUGGGAUAUAGCAUCCAGACGCACCACGAGGCUCCCAAGAAAUGGCAUGAUCACCACCAGGAUCACCAUCAAUGGGCUGAGGCUCCGAAAGUAAACUCGUGGGCGCCAGUUCAGGAUCAUCACCACCAGCAGUGGGCGCGAGUGGCUUCGCACGACAGCCACCAGCAGUGGAGUCACCACGAGGAGCCCAAACACCACCCUAAGUACGAAUUCGACUACGGGGUGAAGGACACCAAGACCGGAGACAUCAAGCAGCAGUGGGAGUCCCGAGACGGGGACAAGGUCAAGGGAGGCUACACCAUGAAGGAGGCCGAUGGUCGUACCCGAAUCGUUGAGUACACCGCCGACUCCCACAACGGAUUCCAGGCAACCGUGAAGCACGUUGGACAUGCGGAUCACUUCGAGCACAGCCACGGACAUGGACACUAGUACGGACAUGGACAUGCCACCAGCUACGCAGAUGUGAAACAGGAUACCAGCAGCAAGUGGGAGG
Messenger RNA from Drosophila takahashii, 586 nucleotides. RefSeq names its product sex-determining region Y protein-like. The record is from RefSeq and is a predicted model, not a curated record. Gene Ontology annotation, cellular component: extracellular matrix. Lineage: Eukaryota; Metazoa; Arthropoda; Insecta; Diptera; Drosophilidae.